AUGAAAGAAACGAGAUCAUCAAUUCGAAGAUUGGAAACUCAGAUCGGACAGUUGGCCACGCUUAUGGAAAAUCGAGCUCAAGGGAACUUGCCAAGCACUACUGAGGUGAAUCCAAAGGGGAAUCUUAAUGAACAGUGCCAGGAGAUUACUUUGAGGAGUGGAACAGUAUAUGAGGGAACAAGUAUGGAAAAAAGAGUCGAGCAGAAGCAGGAUCAACAGGCACCCAAUAUUGAGGACACGAAGAGUUGCGAAGAGAAGGUUAAAAAGACUCCUCCAGCAAGAGAAGUGGUACCUCCGGUGUCUAUAGAUCAUCACAUAAAAAUUCCAUAUCCACAGAGACUCCAAAAGAAUCAUCUUGACAAGCAGUUUGCAAAGUUCUUAGAGGUAUUCAAGAGGCUGCAUAUCAACAUCCCCUUUGUAGAAGCAUUAGAACAGAUGCCCAGUUACGUUAAAUUUAUGAAAGAUAUCUUAUCAAAGAAGAGAAAGAUGGAGGAUUACGAAACUGUGGCAUUGAUCGAAGAGUGCAGUGCUAUUUUGCAAAGGAAGCUUCCACUAAGUUGUAAGAUCCUGGAAGUUUCAAAAUCCCAUGCACAAUUGUUGGCAAAUCGAUCACUGGCUCAUCCGAGGGGGAUUAUAGAAGAUGUGCUAGUGAAGGUCGACAAAUUCAUUUUCCCUGCAGAUUUUAUUGUGCUGGACAUGGAGGAGGAUGCAAAUGUCCCAAUUAUUCUUGGGCAACAUUUUCUAGCGACAGGACAAGAUCUCAUAGAUGUUCAAAAGGGAGAGCUUAAACUCAGAGUCGAGGGGGACGAGGUGGUAUUUAGUGUCUUCAAGGCAAUGACGUAUCCGAUGGCUUGUGACAGUUGCUACAGUGUGGAUGUAAUAGAUAAAGCAAUUUUGGAAAGAAUGGUGAGUAGUGAUGCUUUAGAGGCAGUGUUGACUGGUGGGGAGGAAGAUGAUGUUGAUGAAGAGAUGAAAGAAUAUAUAAAGUGGAUUAACUCUUACCACCCAUAUUUGAAGAAAUUUGAAGAGUUGGCAGAGGCCACUGAACGACCAUUAACAUCCAUUCAGCAGCCACCGAAUUUGGAAUUAAAGGCUCUUCCUGAUCAUUUGUGUUAUGCAUACUUAGGGGAGAAUGAGACUUUACCAGUAAUUGUUUCAUCUCUCAAAAACUGA
This is a messenger RNA of Humulus lupulus (European hop), 1173 nucleotides long. RefSeq lists its product as uncharacterized. NCBI's taxonomy places the organism in Eukaryota, Viridiplantae, Streptophyta, Magnoliopsida, Rosales, Cannabaceae. The record is from RefSeq and is a predicted model, not a curated record. Bases 1 to 1173 code for a protein of 390 amino acids. The transcript has 2 exons.